Coregonus clupeaformis (lake whitefish) is the source of this 1380-nucleotide messenger RNA. RefSeq names its product insulin-like growth factor-binding protein 7. Lineage: Eukaryota; Metazoa; Chordata; Actinopteri; Salmoniformes; Salmonidae. Gene Ontology annotation, biological process: regulation of cell growth; regulation of signal transduction. The transcript has 5 exons. The record is from RefSeq and is a predicted model, not a curated record. Gene Ontology annotation, cellular component: extracellular region. Gene Ontology annotation, molecular function: insulin-like growth factor binding. Bases 70 to 861 code for a protein of 263 amino acids.
AGUGCUUCACACUGUGAUUCGGUCACUGUAAACACAUACAGAACCGCAACUGUAAACUCUGCAAGCAAGAUGUUGGUGUUUUUCGCGGUGGUCUUAUCGUUGUCACUUGCGUCCGCAUUUGCGGACCGAGUGCCGCGCAGUUGUGGCGCUUGCGAACCCAGCCUGUGCGACCCUCUUCCAGAGGAGGGCUGCAAGUCUGGCACGAUUUUCGACUCCUGCGGUUGUUGUUCACUUUGCGCGGCUGGAGAGGGGGAGCCAUGCAGGGGGCGCGGAACCACAGCCAAGCGUUGCGCCUCUGGGCUGGAGUGCGUAAAGAGCGACAAGAACAAGAAGACAAAGCUCGGCGUUUGCGCCUGCAAGACCAACUACGAAAUGUGUGGCUCUGAUGGAGUGACCUAUAAAACUGGCUGCGACUUGAAAGUUGCCAGCCUGAAAUCGGUGAGCGAGGAGAAGCCAGAAAUCAAAGUCCUGAAUAAAGGAAAAUGCGCAACAGCACCUGUCAUUGUGACGGCCCCUGGUGAGGUCUACAAUGUCACAGGCUCCCAGGUGUACCUGAGCUGCGAGGCCAUUGGAAUCCCCACCCCCGUGAUCACCUGGAAGAAGGUCACCAGCGGAAAACAGAGAAUGGAGCUGCUUCCAGGAGACAGAGACAACCUGGCCAUUCAGACCCGUGGAGGACCUGAGAAACAUGAGGUCACUGGCUGGGUCCUGAUCUCGCCGCUCACCAAGAAAGAGGCUGGCUCAUAUGAGUGCCACGCUGUCAACGCCAAAGGAGAGGCCUCAGCGGUGGGCACCAUUCACGUGGUGGAGUCCAUCGAUGACAUCCCUGUCAAGAAAGUGACCAAGGAUGAUGAGCUGUAAGGCGUCUCAGCACAGUAGAGCCUCAGUGGCAGCUCCUGACAGGAUCAGGAGAGGAGGGAGCAGCCCCGACCAUCCCACCAGUAGACCUGUACAAUGACUAAGAAAGAGGACCAAUGGCCACCAUUAGCAUCCCAGAGAUCCAUCAGAUUUAUAUUUGAUAACGUUGCCAUUUUGUCAAUAUUUUUUUGUAUAUUUUAGUAGCCACUCUUAUCCAGAGCAACUUUCAGUCGUGAGCGCAUACAGUUUUAAAAAAAUCAUACUGGUCCCCUAUUGGAUCAAACCCACAACCCUGGCUUAGUAAGUGCCAUGCUCUACCAACUGAGCCACACAGGACCUGUAACAAGUCCCAUUUUUCAUAGUCAUAUUCAGUACACUGUAUUGUAGAUAUAGCCAUCCACAAGAUGCAUCUAGGCCUCUAGACACACACGUCAUUCAGCACUAGGUACACAGUGUACAAAACAUUAGGAACACCUUCCUAAUAUUGAGUUGUAUCCCCUUUUGCCCUCAGAACAGCCUCAA